This is a messenger RNA of Aphis gossypii (cotton aphid), 2708 nucleotides long. RefSeq lists its product as uncharacterized. NCBI's taxonomy places the organism in Eukaryota, Metazoa, Arthropoda, Insecta, Hemiptera, Aphididae. The record is from RefSeq and is a predicted model, not a curated record. The transcript has 3 exons. The coding region runs from base 775 to 2097 and encodes 440 amino acids.
UAUAUUUUGUACAAUAUCUAAAAAUUAAUUUUGUUAAUUUAUGCCACAACAGAAAACGAAAUAGAUUAAUGAUAAUACAAUCUGCGACACACUUUUAACAUCAAUUUUUGGAAUUUAUCAGCUAAUAAAUUUACUAAUAUCGCAACAGCUGUGCGAUAAUACAGACACAUGCCUGAUCUAGAUUAAUCUAAUCUAAAAAGUUCGUGGUUAAAAUAUUACGUAUAAUCCACGAUUUAAGAAAAAAAAAUCGUGGUAUAAUCAAAUGGAUGUUAUCAACUGUACACGACGUAAACAUUAUACUGGCGCCGUGCUUAUAGAUAAGAUAUACCAUAGAACAUCAUAAUAUUGUGAUUUGUGGUUUAUGUUCAAUCUCUUAGAUAUUUUACGGCUCCUUGAACCUGUUGUUGUUUACUGUUUAGUGUAAUAGUAUUUACUGUUUACCGUUUUCAAUGUUUUCAUUUGAAAUUCAACCAUUGGACUGGCUAGUCGUUGUUCUUACCGAUUCGGACGUGCGCUUGCUUUUAACCUCGCUUUUAACCGACUACUGUUGUUUACUAAAUACCGAUUUGUAUAAUCUAAAGAAUUAGUACUUACCGAUAAUAUAUCAUAUUAUAUUAUAACGAUUAUUAUUAGUGGAUUCCGACAUCAAUCGUUGGUGAUUAUUUUAUGGCGUUCGGUCUUUUUGUUCGUUUAAAAUAAACAGUGCUAUUGUCAUUGUUAUCCCAACGCGUAUCGCUGUUCUUUUGUCUUAAUCGAACUGUGCAUCGAUUAUUAAUGAUGGACAACCAAAGAGCAACGUCUAGUUCAACAUUUCAACCGCAACAGACUGCACAACCGUCAGUCGAAUCACUACUGUUCAACGAUAUUAUUGAAGAGAAGAGUCAAAUUUUAAGUGAUUUGAUGAAUCAAUUUUUACAAGUACAGCCUUUCAGUAAAUUUGAAUCGGAAUUCAAUUUAUUUCUAAGGCGCAUUAAACACAUCACAAGGGAAGAACAGCGCAAAGGCACAUACCGUCACCCAAUACAGAUACCUUCGUAUAAAGACACGCCGACUGAAAAUGAUGUGUCACAGGAAAACAAUCGGCAACAUAUUGAAUCCUUCAAUUUAUUUCAACGACCAACGACUAUCAAACAUAAACCUAAAACAACAUUGACUUAUAAUGACCAAUUGAAGAAUAUUCCUUGUACAUCUAAUAACUCAUGUGAUACAAUUAUUGAAGAAAGCAUAAUCAAUAAUAGUUCUGCUCAUGAAAAUCCUCAACAAUCAAAAUUCCUGCCACCAACUGCGCCAAUACCAUACUCAAAGUCAUUACAAAUUAACGAUGCAUUUCCCAACACAUCCAAUAUAGCUAAUGCUGAUGAUGUCAUGGAAUCUGAUGCUGAAGUAUUAGAAUCUUUUAAGACACCAAGCAACAGUGACAAUACCAGCACAUCUCAACUUAAUCAAGAUCAGUCUAAUUGUUCUGAAAGAAGCGAUGAAAAAAUUAAAGUCAAGAACUUAACCAACUGGUCGGUAAAUUUGAAGGAAAUUAAAUCAAAUAAGGGCAAUUCAAAACCAGUCAUCGCAUUAACAAGUACUUUAUUAGCAAGAGAUCAAAUCACGGAGUUGAAGAAAGUUCAUAAAGCUGGUGUUUUGGUAGCUCGAAAAGCAAAAAAUAUUAUCAAAACAGAUAAAGGAUUUUACCAUCUAAUUGGUUCAAUUGCUGAAGGAUCUCCACCUAAUUUACUUCGUGCAUGUAUAGAAACAAAUGGUAUUCCAAAGACCUGGAGAAGUAUUUUAACGCAUUUGACAACAAAAGUUGAAGUAAAUCUCAAUGAAAGUGUGACUAGAAAAGGCACAAUCUAUAACAAAGAAAAAAAAGCUAGUCAUAAUGUUCCUGAAACAGAAGAGUUUUCUGAAGAAGAUUUACCUCGUGAUUUACUCAAUGGUCUCAAUGACAGUGAUUUUCGUCGACAAUUGUUACAACUAUCAUCACCGAAAACAACAUCAUUUGGAGGAUGUCAAACUCCUAGUCAACUUUUGAAGCAUAAAUUUCAUCGAAAGUUUGUUAAAGCUUGCUUAAUCAUUGGCAGUCUAGAAGAUUCAGAUGAACAAUGAAUUAAAACAACAGAAUUUCAAACGGUGCUUAUACUAAAAAGAAAUUGGACAAUUUUAAAGAUGCAUUAAAUUCAGUGAACUUGACUCCAAAAGUGUUGUGUCCAUAUAUAUCUUUGUUAACUUAUUUUUGUUUUUGUUUUUAAUUAAAACUGAAACUUGUUAUAUUUGUAUUCCUAUUAGUUUCAUAUUUUAAAUUAAUGAUUUUGUUAUGUUUAAAUAGCAUUAAACGCAUUGUUACGUAAAGGCAAUAUUUUAAGACUGGCUAAGUAUUUCAAAGUUUUUUUAUAUGAAUUUGAUUUGUGAAUCAUUUUUUUUUUUUUUUUAAUUAAUCUACAUAAUAUAAGAUAUUGCAUAAUUAUAUUAACUCCGCAUUACAUGUAUUGCAACAAUUUUGUAUUUUUUUUUUUUAUCAUUUUUAUCAUUACUACUAAUUUUUAAUUUUGUAUAAAUAUUUUGGCUUAUUUUAUUAUAUUCAAUUAGAAGUAAAUAAAGAAUUUAAGGCCAUAUUUCAUUAUAUAACUAUCAGCAUUUUAUUUUUACUGCUAUUUUUCUUAUUUUUUGUUUUUGUGUAGUUAACUUAUUGAAUAAAACGAAUGUUUAAACUAAAAUAA